Mycena citricolor is the source of this 702-nucleotide messenger RNA. Lineage: Eukaryota; Fungi; Basidiomycota; Agaricomycetes; Agaricales; Mycenaceae. The record is from the annotation of a GenBank genome assembly.
UCGGUCUCGACGCCCUGUCUAAAACGUGUCGAACGCGCUCCGAACCCCUGACGUUGCUACGCAGACUCGGCAUAGACGGCCAGGCUUCAUCACUAUCCUAUCGUCCUGACUGCUGGACUCGCCAGGACCCGUUGAACCUCGAUAAUCCCGAGCGAAGCCGCCGGAAGUCCGCAAUCCCCCUUUCCUUGGAAAGGGUCGAUCUUUGCUAUGCUGAGGAAUCCACCUUGCUCUUCAUCCCAGCUGAUCAUGCGUCGGAUGAGCAGCAUCCACGCGAGAGCACUGAAUCGGACAGGCCAAUGUCUCGUCGGCCCUGGCACGCGUCGAUGUCCACCGUCCAACAGCAUGUCACUCAGUGGCUUACGUCCUUCUGCGUGCACCCAAAAUCAACGACAACCCUACUGUGACGGCUCACUCGACCCGAACGGAAAACAUGGAGAAGGACAGCACAGGCUUGCAGCGGCUAUUGACCUCGCGCAAACUGGCGCGGAUGACGUAUACACCGGUGUGGUCCGACUGAAAGAAGAUUACUUGGUGGAGAGUUUCGAUGUGACCAUCUCGAAUGCCGUAGAGCUGGCCAAGGCGUACGUCCCCAAAAUCCCGGGAUUUGGACAAUGGGGCAGGUCGUCGUUGGAGGUGAAAAUUGCGUCUCGCAUCCACAGGGCUUUCGUUGCGCUGCUAACUGUGCGAAUAAGAUUGUCCUCG